Molecule: messenger RNA, 1464 nt
Organism: Grammomys surdaster
Lineage: Eukaryota; Metazoa; Chordata; Mammalia; Rodentia; Muridae
Product: E3 ubiquitin-protein ligase SH3RF2
Exons: 6
Biological process (GO): positive regulation of JNK cascade; protein ubiquitination; negative regulation of apoptotic process
Cellular component (GO): nucleoplasm
Molecular function (GO): protein phosphatase 1 binding; ubiquitin protein ligase activity
Source: RefSeq, a predicted model, not a curated record
UUUUUUUUCCUCCUUCGUUCAAACAGGCAGGGAGUUCUGAUGCUCCCAAAAGACUGGCUGUAACCCCUCGACUCGGCUGCCCCUACAAUGUGGCUCUUGCUUCUCCAGGUUGGGACUGGCGUUUUAAAAUAAAAUGGAUGAUUUGACGUUACUUGAUCUCCUCGAGUGCCCUGUGUGCUUUGAAAAGCUCGAUGUCACAGCCAAAGUUCUCCCCUGCCAGCACACCUUCUGCAAACCAUGCCUACAGAGGAUUUUCAAGGCCCACAAGGAGCUGAGGUGCCCGGAAUGCAGGACCCUGGUGUUCUGCAGCAUCGAGGCGCUGCCCGCCAACCUGUUGCUGGUGCGUCUGCUUGAUGGUGUACGCUCUGGACAGAGCUCGUGGAGAGGAGGCUCCUUUCGAAGGCCUCGAAUACUGACCUUGCAGGACAACAAGAAAGCCAAGAGCAGCCCCAGAAGUCUACAGGCCAGCCCUUUCCGUCUGGUGCCCAGUGUCAGAAUCCACAUGGAUGGGGUGCCUCGAGCCAAGGCCUUGUACAACUACAGAGGAAAGAAUCCUGGCGACCUGAAGUUUAAUAAAGGAGAUGUCAUCCUCCUUCGGAGACAGCUUGAUGAGAACUGGUACCAGGGGGAGAUCAACGGGGUCAGUGGUAUCUUCCCAGCCAGCUCUGUGGAAGUCAUCAAGCAGCUGCCCCAGCCGCCCCCACUCUGCAGAGCCCUCUACAACUUUGACCUUCGAGACAAGGAUAAGAGCGAGAACCAGGACUGCCUGACCUUCCUCAAGGAUGACAUCAUCACAGUGCUCAGCCGAGUAGAUGAGAACUGGGCAGAGGGAAAGCUCGGAGAUAAAGUGGGCAUCUUCCCCAUCUUGUUCGUAGAGCCAAACCUCUCAGCAAGACACCUCCUAGAGAAGAACAAAGGGCAUCAGUUAUCACGCACAAAAAACCUAUCCCUGAUGUCCUCACCAUCCAGAAGCAAAGCAACCAACACAUCCUCUCUCCGAAAGAGCCCAGGGUCCAGGAGGAAAGGAUCUGGGCAGUUCUCCAUGACUACAGCUUUGAACACACUCAACCGAAUGGUCCAUUCUCCUGAAGGUCACCAGAUGGUGGAAAUCAGCACCCCAAUGCUCAUCAGCUCUAGCAGUCCCUCUGUGCUCACCCAGCAUGGGGACAAGGUGGACUUCCCUGCCAGCUCUGCAGGACAGGUCAGCACUUCUCACCCUGCACCUGCCUCUCCAGGACAUUCCACAGCCGUGGUCAGUGUGCCCAGUUCCCAGCAACACCUCUCAACUAACAUGUUUGUGGCCCUGCACUGUUACUCGGCCCAAGGACCUGAAGAGCUGGACCUGAAGAAGGGCGAAGGCAUCAGGGUUCUGGGCAAGUCCCAAGAUGGCUGGCUGAGGGGUGUCUCCUUAGUCACUGGACAAACUGGCAUCUUUCCAAGCGACUAUGUCAUCCCCGUUUUCAG